Pogona vitticeps (central bearded dragon) is the source of this 3476-nucleotide messenger RNA. It is a transcript of the gene FYB1, whose product is annotated as FYN binding protein 1. Gene Ontology annotation, cellular component: plasma membrane. NCBI's taxonomy places the organism in Eukaryota, Metazoa, Chordata, Lepidosauria, Squamata, Agamidae. Gene Ontology annotation, biological process: protein localization to plasma membrane; T cell receptor signaling pathway; integrin-mediated signaling pathway. Gene Ontology annotation, molecular function: protein binding. The record is from RefSeq and is a predicted model, not a curated record.
AGGUCUUUCCUACAAAGGCUGGCUGAAACCACUUGCUACUUUCAAAAUGGGAAGUUUCGGACAAAAGGCAAAGAACAGGUUCCUCUUGUAACUAUUCCUCCUCCAGCAAGCUUACGAGAACCCACAGCUUUGACAGCCAUGGAUGGUACGGCGAAUGUGAAAUCCAUCAUGGCAAAAUUUGGCAACAAUCUAGUGGAUGAGAUUCACAACCGGCAAGCCAAAGUUGCGAGGCAACCUUCUUCGAUCACAAAAGCUGCUUUUGACAAGUUUAGUCAAUUGGAAAAUGCUGGCCCGCCUGCAAAACCCAGCAGUUUUACUAAACCGGCAUCUCUCAAACCUCCUCUGGGCGCCAAACCUUCUCUUCAGGACACGUCAGACAAGGAUCCAAAGCCACCACCUCUGAAGAGCAAUUUGGUGGCCAGCAAAGUUGCUGCGUUGGCCCAGGCGUCCAACAGAGAAGCCAGUGAAAGCUCUGGAGCCCCAAGGCUUCCGGGUCCCAAACCUACCGAAGAACCGAAACAGGAUUCUAAGCCAGUGUUUCCCAAACCUUUUGAGAAUAGGUUACCUGGCUCUACACCUCCAAGAAAUGAACUCAAGCCUCCAGGAUUUAGGCCAGGCUUUACACUUCAAGCCCAAGAGAAUGAAGCAAAGCCUGUCUUUCCAAAGGGAGUGAGAGAAAACUUCAGCAUUCCUUCCCAGGAGAAUGAGUCCAGACCACCUUUUCCAAAGCCACCUCUUCGGCAAAAGCCAAGCCCACAGGGUGUCCACCAUGAAGAAGCGUCCAACAAGAACACCUUUUCGAACCGGGUGCCUCCAGGACCCACAAACCUGGUCAAAAAGGCCAAUUCAUUUCGAUCCAUCAAAGACACCGAAGAGAAGAGCGAUCAUGGAAUGGAUUCUACCCCUAGCCCCUUCUCACCUUUGAAACAUGUCGGGCCACCGAGCAAUCGGACACAAAUCCUCCAAAAGUCUUUUACGCAACGGAGCGAGGAGGUGACGCCAAGCGUUCCCAAGACUUUUCAUAAACUCAACCAGGAGAUUUUUGAGUCAAACUCUGGUGCACCUUCUGCUAAAUUCCCCAGUUUAGCCAGAGUGACGACAAUAGGACUUGGGCCCAGUAACUCAGAAAAAGAAGAGAAAGAUGGAAAAGGGCCCAAACGAAAGGUAAUGCCUCCGUUAUUCAAAUUAGGCCCACCACCCCAGAAACCUAACAGGCCUCCAGUGGUUGACCUGGAAAAGUACCGGAAAGCUAAUGGAGAAAGUCCUAAUAAACCACCACCAGCAGAUGUACCCCCUCCACUUCCACCAUCCUUUCCUGCCACAACAACUGCUACCUCACCACCACCACCACCACUGCUGCCUCCUCCUGUUCCUCCAGGUUCCCAUCCAUCAACACAAGCUCCAGUUCUUCCUCCAAGGAACAUCAAGCCAAGACCUCCAGAAGAUGAUGAAAACUAUGAUGAUGCUGAUUCAGGAGGAACCAGAAAAUCAGAUGAGCAUCCAAGCAGUGAUGGGGAAAUGUAUGAAGACAUACAAGACAUGAGAUCUACAGGUAAAGAAGACGAAAGGAGAAAGGAGAAAGAGGAAAAGAAAAAAUCUGACCAAGAGAAGAAAGAACAUAAGGAAAAAGAGAAAAAGGAACAAGAAGUCAGAAAGAAGUUCAAACUCACAGGUCCCAUUGAAGUCAUACACCAGGCCCGAGCUUGCACAGACUACAAAGGAGGGAAGAAUGACCUGUCCUUCAAACAAGGGGAUCAAAUUGAAAUUAUCCGCCUCACAGACAAUCCGGAAGGGAAGUGGCUAGGAAGGACAAGAGGCUCCUAUGGCUACAUUAAAACUACUAUGGUAGAAAUCGACUAUGAUUCCUUAAGAAGGAAGCCACGACCCCCCAUAAAUGUUCAGCCAAGGCAGCAAGACAGUGACCAAGAGGUGUAUGAUGAUGUUGGGGAUCAGGACAGCAUCAGCAGUGGAGGUCAACUUACCACAGGAGUUGGAUUCCCACCUCCACCAUCCUCUGAUGAAAUAUAUGAUGGAGUUGAUGAUGAAGACGAUCUUCCAAAGCGGUCUGCAUCGCAGGAUGAAGAUAUGAAUGACUCCUGGCCACGGGGCCUUUUGAAGAUUUUAAAGGGGAAAAAUAACCAAAAGAAAAGUGUACGGGAGACAACAACUAAAGACAAUGUGGUAGAAGAUAAUGGAAAUUCCUUUGGUUCUUCAGCAAAGCAAACACGGAAGGAAUCAGGAGACAGUGAUGUUUAUGAUGACGUAGAGCCAACUGACUUCCCUCCACCACCGAAAGAACUCAGCUUGGGGAUAAAUUCAAAGUCUUUGGGCUUUGGGAGAGCCAAAUCGGAAGAACGGGAUUCACAGAAACAGAAGAAAAUGGAGAAAGAAGAAAAAGAAUUCCGGAAGAAGUUUAAAUACGAAGGUGACAUUCAGGUUCUGUAUACUACGACCGUAACUCGAGCACCGUGUCCUAAGAAAAGAGGCUCGAAAGACUUACCAGUGAAGCCAGGAGAAGCAGUGGAUGUUAUUAAAAAUGUGGAUGAAAAUAAAAUCCUGUGCAGGAAUGAAGAAGGAAAAUAUGGGUAUGUCCGAAGAAGCUGCAUAGCAGACGAAGAUGAUGAAAUCUAUGAUGACAUUGCUGAUGGCUGCAUAUACGACAAUGAUUAGUUGCAGACCUCUUCCCAGCGUGAACAUCUUCUCUGGAUUUCCAACUCGUUGAUGAUGCAGGACAGAAAGUCUCUCACUCAUGCUUCUUGCUGUUGUAUGGACACAAAAAUUAGAUUAAGCUAUUCCCCCAGUUUAUGGACUGUGAAGUAGUGUUCACAGUGGAAGCAAAACAUUUCUGAGUUAGCUUCAAAUUUGUUUGGGGCCAUGAUGCAGACGUCUAAACUAUCUCCCUUCAGUACUAUGCAAAGUGCUUUUAGAUCAUUGAGAUAAUUACCCAUUUCCCUUUUGCUAAUUAUCUCUCCCCAGCAUAUAUUCUUCAAUAGUUCACAGGUAAAAUUAGGGACACUGAGAUGUGUACUUGUAACACUGCUGUUCUCACAUCAAGAAUCACUACAUGAAGUGCCCGGCCCCAUUACAUUUCCUCUCUAUCCAUAGAUCUUAGCAUUAGUUUCCAGAGCAAUGUUACCUUAGCAAACUGACUAUAACUGUUUUGUUGUUUAAAAUAAUGUAACAGUGUGUCAUCUCAUAAAGGACCUGGUUGCACUUACUGUUCAAACACCUUGCACUUAUUUUUAUAUAAAUGUAUACAUGUUACUAAAUAAAUCAUGGCUGGGAAAUGUAGAGCGGGGGCUGGAUUUUCCUAAUAUGCAUUAUGAAGGGGUAUUAUGAUGCAUUCAUUCAAAUAUUCAUCGUCCUCCUAUACAUACCUAUAUAAUUUUCACAUUCUUUACCUUCUAGGGAUCUGUGUUGAAACCUGAUGAAUUCUACUUUGUAUAUAUUAAAAUUAAUAAACAUUUUAAAAGAAA